AUGGCUUCAUCGGCGAGCAGGAACCAAAAGUCCAGGAAAUCCAAGUCCAAGCAUUCUCUAAAGGAGCUCAAAGCCCUUGGGCAGCAGUUGCUCUCUUCCAGAAACCACGUCAACAACCUUCCCAUCCUCCUCAACUUCUUCUCCCCUGAAUUCCCUCCUCAAUACGUUCUCGAAUCCCUUCUCUCUCUCCAGUCCUUCUUCACUCGUCGAGGGAAUUAA
Messenger RNA from Linum tenue, 219 nucleotides. The record is from the annotation of a GenBank genome assembly. NCBI's taxonomy places the organism in Eukaryota, Viridiplantae, Streptophyta, Magnoliopsida, Malpighiales, Linaceae.